Messenger RNA from Mercenaria mercenaria, 2038 nucleotides. RefSeq lists its product as uncharacterized. Lineage: Eukaryota; Metazoa; Mollusca; Bivalvia; Venerida; Veneridae. Gene Ontology annotation, molecular function: zinc ion binding. The coding region runs from base 1 to 1464 and encodes 487 amino acids. The transcript has 4 exons. The record is from RefSeq and is a predicted model, not a curated record.
AUGGCGGCCACAGAAAUUUCUCUGUCGGACAUUCCCGAUGAUUUCGGAAUUAGCUAUCUUAAUAAGCACGUAUCCCUUCGCAGAAAACAAAAGGCUCAAGCUUUUGUAAGCGGAUGCUAUGUAGAAAGAGUUAAGUUUUAUAAAAUCAGCGAGAACAUUGUCCAAAUCGGCGGAGAAGUGUACCCGAGUGUAAAGAAAAAUGAACAAAGGCACGUCGUUAGUUUGGAUGUUGAUGUUAAAGAAAAAGUGAUUGUUGAAGGGUAUUGUCGAUGUCAACAAGGGGAUGGUGGUACAUGCUCACACAUUAUUGCCAUUUUGUACCUCAUAGAGCAGUGGAAAAUUAUUGGCUACAAGGAUGUACCUGCAUUGCUCUCAUCGACAAGUUUGCCACAACAAUGGGACAGGCCACGUGGCGGAAAAAUCAAAUCGGAACCAGUGUCCCAAAUGGUGAUUGCGAGACCUACAAAUCUGACACGUAAACGAAAGCCAGUCAUGACAGAGUUCAAGGACAAUAGGAAAAUCCCUGUUACAAAUGACUGUAUCUCAGCUUUGAAACAACUUAAUGGAUCUCCAAUUUCAUACUUAGUAGAAGAAUCAAGUACAAGUACAAAAUAUACCGACACACAUAUAGGUCCACAAGUUGUAGGAAGUGGAUUGUCUUACCAUGCCAAUUUGAUGGAAUGUGUACAUGAGCCGAGGAAAGAAAAUGGGUGUGGAGAUAUUACAAUUCCUGCUGAUGUACAGUUAGACGGUGAAGCGGAGAAGAACAUUAGUGAAAAUGCUUCAUCAUGGGCACACUUGAGAAUUACCAGUGAAGACGCGCAAUCUAUAGAGAGAAAGACUAGAAUGCAGAGUGGUUCGAAGGACUGGCACGAACAUAGGAAAAACAGAAUAACUGCUUCCGUGUUUGGUUCAAUUAUUAAAAGAAAAAAAGAAGUAAAUGAAAGCUUUCUAAAAAACACAUUCUGCCAGAAACCAUUUGUUUCUAAGCCAACAAGUUAUGGCCAAGUACAUGAAAAAACAGCAAAAAUCCUGUAUGUAAAGAAAACAGGAAAUCAUUUACAUGAUGUUGGUUUAGUAGUGAACCCAACUUUUCCUUUUUUAGGGGCCACACCGGAUGCUCUAGUUUGCGCAGGUGGCAGUACUGGUUUGGUAGAGGUCAAGUGCCCAUACUCGGCAAGAAAUUAUUCGGUGUUGCAAGCAAUUCAAAGCAAUGUUAAGGACUUUUGCUUGAUCCAAACUGGAGAGAAUAUUGAGCUCAACAGAAAUCAUGCAUAUUAUUUUCAGGUUCAAGGCCAGUUACUUGUGACCGGAAUGCCAUUCUGUGAAUUUAUUGUUUAUUGCAAUGAAGACAUAUUUGUACAAAGGAUUGAACCUGACCGAGACAUAAUGCUCACUAUUUUAAAGAAAAUGACAGACUUUUACAUUAAAAAGUUUAAGCCCUACAUGGAAAGCUUGAAGUAAAGGGUCUGAACCUAGAAACAUGACACUUUAUACAUACCAUUGUUUUGUGCAUUGCUAUUUGUGCAGUCUCCAUGGAAAGCAUCUUCUUGUUCACUCAUAAAUGCAGAAACAGUUGGGUGGACAAUCACAACAUCUUGAUUCUGAGAAUGGCUGUAAAUAUGUAAAUAAUUUAUUAGACUUUGCAAACAAAGAUUACUUUUAACAAAGAUGUAUGCACGUGUAAAUAUGUAUCUAAAAUGAUAUUAAAAAGAUAUUUGCAUCAAUAGCAAUGUCAUACCUAAAACACAUGUUUAGUUUUAUUAAAAAAAAACAACGUUCAUAUGUUUGAAAUACCAUAAAUAAAAUAAAAUUUUAUACUUUGAGCUUUCAAAGAUUAUUGUGUUCUGUUUUAUGUUAGACGUAAAAUAAAAUCAAACCUGAAAGUCUCAGACAGUGCUGUUCUUAUUUUCUUCUUUGGUGGUUCAGAAUGUGCACGCGGCUUAGGAGGGCGUCUGGCAGGUGUGACUUUUUCAUACCGACUUGCUGGUUCAGGGUCUGGAUUUGCAGUGGUUGGUUUCCCGUCAAUGAAAUGCUG